Staurois parvus is the source of this 366-nucleotide messenger RNA. Lineage: Eukaryota; Metazoa; Chordata; Amphibia; Anura; Ranidae. The record is from the annotation of a GenBank genome assembly.
AAAAGCCGUAUUCCUGUUCUCAGUGCUGGAAAUGCUUUUCAAGCAAGUCCAUUCUUUCCAGACAUCAGAGAUCUCACACGGGUGAAAAGCCAUUUUCCUGUCCUGAGUGCGGGAAAUGCUUUACACACAAGUCUAGUCUUUACAAACAUCAGAGAUCUCACAUGGGGGAUAAGCCGUAUUCCUGUCCUGAGUGCGGGAAAUGUUUUUCAGAGAAGUCCAGUCUUUCUAAACAUCAGAGAUCUCACACGGGGGAGUAGCCACUUUCCUGUUCUCAGUGUGGGAUAUGUUUUUCACAGAAAUCUGAUCUGUACACACAUCAGAGAUCUCACACGGGGAAAAGCUGUAUUCCUGUCCUGUGUGCAGUAA